Molecule: messenger RNA, 747 nt
Organism: Lachancea lanzarotensis
Lineage: Eukaryota; Fungi; Ascomycota; Saccharomycetes; Saccharomycetales; Saccharomycetaceae
Source: the annotation of a RefSeq genome assembly
AUGUCGCGGGGCGUCAAGUUACCCUCCAUCCAGACGCUGAUCGCGUCUCUGGACCCAGACACCACGGUCUCCACCCAGACACCGCCGCCGCCGCUGCGGCUGCACGUGCCUGCAGCAGCACCGUCUGCGCUGCCUUCUGCAGCGCCAUCGAGUGCGCCGUCUUCUGCGUCGUCGUCGUACUCCACAGGCUCUUCUUCGUCGCCGUUUUCAUCGCUGGAGUCUGUGCCGUCGCCGGCGUCUUCGCCCUCUUCUGCGUCGUCGUCGUCGUCAUCGUCCUCCUCGUCUUUGACGGCGCCGCGUCGCUCCAACCUGCCCAAAAAGACUGUCGAAAUACUCAACCAUUGGCUUCUGUCACAUCUCAACUAUCCGUACCCGUCGCCACAGGAGAAACGCGAGCUGCUGCUCAAGACAGGUCUCAGCAAAGUACAGCUCAGUAACUGGUUCAUCAAUGUACGGCGUCGCAAGGUUUUCAGCGAUUACUACCUGAUGUCGCGGUCCUCGUCAACAGACACGGACGCAUCGCUGCAUCCCAGAGCCUCCUCUACUACCACUACCACAACAGUCGUCGCCGGUACUCUAGCGCCGCCACUACGCAAAGAAGCUGGUUCCUCUUUGUUGCCGGUGUCGUCGGAAGUGACCGAAAGACGUGCCAACACGUCUGCGCCCUUAACACGACGCAAGAAGUUGAUUGAUCGGCUCGAAGAGUUGAAACGGGCUUCGUCCUCGUCUUCGGCGUCACAGUCGUGA